Messenger RNA from Varroa destructor (honeybee mite), 3889 nucleotides. RefSeq names its product DNA cross-link repair protein snm1 (gene Snm1). Lineage: Eukaryota; Metazoa; Arthropoda; Arachnida; Mesostigmata; Varroidae. Gene Ontology annotation, molecular function: damaged DNA binding; 5'-3' DNA exonuclease activity. Gene Ontology annotation, biological process: double-strand break repair via nonhomologous end joining; telomere maintenance; interstrand cross-link repair. The record is from RefSeq and is a predicted model, not a curated record.
GUCGGCUGCGAGCCACUGGUGUCCCGUGACUGGUGUUUCAGUGUUAGGAAAACACAACUCUAGAUGACACCUCCAGUGAAUAAAAAGCAAAUGGAUUACAAACUGUUACCUUAAUAAACUCAUUUUAGGGACUGGUUACACAUUUGGAUUUACAUCUGGAUUAUAUGAUGACAGGGGAUUAAGGAUGUUUCAAACCAGCUGAUAUGCCUAUAUAUAUCUACUUAUAUAUUUACUUUAAAGUAUACAUAGAUGUGAUAUUGUGCAAAAACUGAUUGGCAGUUUACUGUUUGAACUCAUAUGAAUUGAAGUUUCACAGUGAAAUUAUAACGAGUGUGCAAACUUGAGCCUGUUACCACACUUAAGCGAACAGAAGUACACUGUUUGCAUUGGGAAAAAAUUAUACCAAAAGAGCAUUUCUAGCAUGAAUUCAAAUUUGAGUUUGACCACAACUAUAAGAAAGAUUAUCAAUAAAUAAAAGCGUUUUGUCACACUUUUGUUAGGCCCAUUCAGUCAACAUAGCUAUCGGUUCGCCAAAACCAAAAGCCAGAAAACAAGUCCAGAACUUUGACUAUCUGAUGAUUUCCGAUCUAUUUUUGGACAAGAUGUCAACAUUUCCAGGAAGGAUUCCCGAGCUUCCAGGAAUCAUGAUUGACAAACUAGAGGCAGAUGCUAGCCUGAACGCUUUCUUCAUUUCACAUGACCAUGCCGAUCACAAACGAGGCAUAACGGACCCAAAUUUUCAAGAAUUCAUGAAGUGCAAAACUUCUCAGCGAAAGAUCUACGUGUCACCGAUUACGGCUCAGAUGCUACUCAAUCGUGAGGAGCUGACGUUUCUUCAUGAGUUCAUCAUUGCGCUUGAGCUGGAUACACCUCACGAAAUUCGCAUUCGGACGUCUUGUUCAGCUGUUCUAUCACAAUCUGACAGCCCACUCGUUGGUCGAAACUUUUCGAUCAAUGAGUCCGAAACGAUUGAGUAUACGCUUACCGUGACAUUGACUUCUGCCGAACAUAUCAUGGGCUCAGUGAUGUUCUUAUUCGAAAAAACUAUUGAACCAAAAGUUGCAAAUCCACUGUUCCGAUGCCUCUACACAGGUGACUUCCGUUUAACAAUUGAUGAGAUACGGUCCAAGAGGUGUCUUCAAGAUCGAAGCCGUAGCGGUGUCCCAUGUGCAAAAGUUUUUGACGCUGUAUACUUCGACUCAACGUGGUGCACACCUCGUAACCUGUGGUCCAUUCCCCGACGAGAGGAUGUUCUCGAGGAGCUUGGUCCCAUCGUUAAACGCCAUUUGGCUGCUAAGGCGGAAAAUAUUGUUUGCCUGUACACCAACUAUAAUAUAGGAUACGAGAACCUUCUGAGAUGGUUGGCCAACUUCUCUGAAUCGAAAAUUCAUGUUAACGAGAGUAGGUUGAUGCUUUAUAGAGGCUUUCCGGGAAUACAGGAUAUUUUCACUACCAAUACCGACUGCCGUGUACAUUUCUGUCAGGAGGGACCACCUCAAACGUAUAGAAGCUGCGAGCGUGUAAGACAUGGUUUUAAAACUACAGUGUUACGUCUAAAGGCUUCGUAUAUGUGGUUCAUUAAAGCGUGUUAUAUUAAUGCUGAAACUAGUACUUGCAUGAGGAACCCGCGCUUUCCAAAUGAAUACAAUGUGUGCUGGUCAACGCAUUCGAGUCUUGAGGAAAUAAUGGACUUACUUGACUAUUUAAAUCCUUCCCGGGCUUGCCCAAACGUUGUGGAUAAGAGAACUAACGAAACGGAGAUUUUAGAUUUGCUCCGCAGACGAGCUACAACGCCCAAAGCAUGGCACCCCAAUCAUCCGCUCGACUCGUUUGAGCCACCUCAGCUACGAAUACAAGCGAUUUUUCCAAAAAAAUUAUCACCAAAGAAAUUUAUGCUCGACUCCUCUGUCAGGCGAGAUAUGUCUUCAAGUUCAGACGAAGAUUCACCUGAGGAAACUUUGGAAGAGCGGUUACGGAAAAAGGGCAGACUGGCUGUAACUCCUAAACCGCGAAAAACUAUCACUUUGGAUCAUUUACGACCCAGUUAGUUUUAUGCUUUAAUCAUUUAAAAUUAUUUGUGUGACAAUAUAUAAGGUGUUCUCAGUCGACUGAUGAUCUUUUAUAUUGUGAAGAGGCUAUUUUAUUCUGCAAUCGCUGUUUUUUCAUAAAACUGCAAUUUAAAAUUUGUUUUUAUAUUCCUUCAUCUACAUAGAAGCAAAAAUAGUAUUGAUUGUUGGUAAUUAUUGCAAUGAAUAGUAAUGAAUAAUUAUUGAUUACCAUCAUCUGCCGUAAACACUAUUAUUUAGUGUUAGUAAAUGUUUAUUCACUGUUUAUAUUAGAGGUUUUAAAAAGCACAAAAUGGUAACUUUUUCAGUAUUAUAAAUUUUUGAACCUUCAUUCAGCUUUAUCGUAGAUAUUUACUUUAUUUCUUAACAAACAAGACAUGUACAAUCUACUGUUUAAGAUGUACUCGGAAUGUUAUAGAUACAAAACGAAUGUCUCUAAAUAAUACAUAGAAAGCCUUUAAGGGGUUUUUAUAGAAUUGCGGUAUGUCACUAGUGGUGUUCGGAAAAACGGGGAUUUUUAUGUACUUAGAAAGUGAUGCGGAACCUACAUGAGAACUUAUAAUAUUGGAGCGCUCUAAUGAAUAUAUUUGCCGUAGAUAUCUUAAGGACUUACGCGUGACGAUUUUAUCAAAUAGGUAUGCCAUUUUCAAAUAAAAGCAGUGAAUCCGGUGGAAGUAAUUUGCUCUUAACACGGACAAAAAGCCAUGUCGUUUCUCAUUGACAGUUUUACCAACUCUUGAGUAUAGGGGCCUCAAAAAUGGGUUGUGACUCAUUUACGCACGGUAUUUUUAUGAUUAAGUGUAAUGUAAUUCUGUUUUAGGGAAAAGAAGCUUUAUCUUUGUUAUAACAUAGUAUAAAUCAGUAAUAUAUGGUGAGUGUCUUUUAAAUCGAAGCACUUUGUAAAUAUUAUAUUUCCCUAUUAUAACAGACAAAUCCGUAUCAGCUAUCUGUGUAUGGCAGAAAGAAGACAAAGCUGCAGUAGUAGUCAAACAUAUAAGAAUAUACCUAAGAGGUAUACAAGUCAAGCGUUGCUCUAAAAUUCUGACGAGAACGGGUACAUAUAAUCUCUACUAAUUAUACCACAGUACAACAUGAGGGAUACAUCUCAAAUAUUGUGUUGUACAACGAUUUAUUUCAAGUUUGCUACACCGAAUGAUCGCGUUACAAUGUCAAUGCAACCUAAGUCUCGAGACGUUAUGAAAUAACCAUUGAAGCCAUUAACGGAUAAGCUAUCUAUGUUGUAUCACUACAUAUUGAAUAGGCUACUCACCCUUAGAUGUGUUAAACAAGAAUAAUAAGUUUAAGUGAUAAUCCAUUAAUUCUUUAAAAAUCGACUAUUGACAUAUAAAAUUCGCGGAGACAUUUAAUGAUUUACCGGAAGCGAUUAGUCGAGUUAUUAGGUGUUAUGAUAUAUGUUAACUCGUGGGUAUUCUCGAUUAAGAUUUAACCAUAUGAAACGUGUGCCAAUGACAUAAAACUGUUCCAUUAAAAGAGUAGAUUAAAAAUUAUAUAAUAAUAUUAUUCAAAUAAGUUUUCUCAUCUACGUAUAUGUGACUAUAUUAUAUAUACAUUGUAUGUAGAAGGUAAAAAUGUCAUCAUUAAUAUUUGAAAUUGAAUAUAUGAAAAAAAUGUAAUAGACUGAAAUAUUCAUUUCAGUAGUCAUUUUCAUAAUAUGUUUUCCCUCUAUUGAUCUAUUUUAUCAUAUUACCUAAAAGUUCGAUAUAUAAAUGGUAGGCAAAAUUUUAAACAAACCAUAAAGAUCCAAAGGAAUAUUGGUUGCUGAGCUUUAUGGAAUGAUGGGCGUUUUUUCUUGACUGAUUUUA